Messenger RNA from Acanthamoeba castellanii str. Neff, 825 nucleotides. Its product is annotated as ubiquitin interaction motif domain containing protein. The transcript is spliced from 2 exons. The record is from RefSeq and is a predicted model, not a curated record. Gene Ontology annotation, biological process: protein deubiquitination. Bases 1 to 825 code for a protein of 274 amino acids. Gene Ontology annotation, molecular function: cysteine-type deubiquitinase activity. NCBI's taxonomy places the organism in Eukaryota, Discosea, Longamoebia, Acanthamoebidae.
AUGGGUCACUACACCUCCUACGUACAUAAUCCCACGUCGGGCCAGUGGAAGGAGUACAACGACGACAGAGUCUACGAGUUGAAGGAAUCGGCAGCCUUGGGCGAACAAGCGGAGAAGAACGGAUAUCUGCUCUUCUACGUCCAUGACUCGGUACAACACCCAGCGCGGUCCCAGAAGGCGGCCACAAGCGAAGCUACGAUGGGCGCAGGCGUCGCGAAGAUCCGCAAAGGCAAGGAAAAGCAGGAAGCCGACGAAGAGGAAGAGAGGGAACGCGUGACGAUGGACGUCAUGACCAACAGCGUAGAGGAGAAGAAGGAGAAGAAAACGAAGAAGCCCUACAACUUCGACGACGCGAUGGACGCGUGCAGCAACGCGGCGGAGGACAGCGAUGACAUCCUCAAUCUCAGCUUCUUCGGCGAUCUGGCCAACAGCAGCACCAACGGUGCGGCUUCGGCGGAACCUCAUAAGCGCGACGAAGAGGAGCGCAAGACGACGCAAAGCCGAAGAGUAGAUGAAGAUGCGAGGGCGGCCACGCGAACGGUGACGGUGACGAAGCCCGCGAGGGAGGACGGGAGGACGAACGGCAAUCGGGAGGCCAAGGAGGACAGUGCUGAUGACGAAGAUGAAGAGCUCAAGCGGGCCAUCGCUCUGUCCCUCGCGGAAGCCACGGAGAAGGACGCGAAAGCGAAAGCGGAAGAGGAGGCAAAGAGGCGGAAGCGCGCCGACGAGCAGGAGCGUAAGGCGAGCGUUGCGGUUGGCGGCGGCGACGAAGAAGAGAGCGGGCUCGAGGACAAGAGAAAGCGGAGGAAGAGGCAAGCACCGUGA